Eucalyptus grandis is the source of this 302-nucleotide messenger RNA. Its product is annotated as protein CHROMATIN REMODELING 5-like. Gene Ontology annotation, cellular component: chromatin; nucleus. Gene Ontology annotation, biological process: regulation of transcription by RNA polymerase II; nucleosome organization. Gene Ontology annotation, molecular function: DNA binding; ATP-dependent chromatin remodeler activity; histone binding. Lineage: Eukaryota; Viridiplantae; Streptophyta; Magnoliopsida; Myrtales; Myrtaceae. The record is from RefSeq and is a predicted model, not a curated record. The transcript has 3 exons. The coding region runs from base 8 to 280 and encodes 90 amino acids.
GCAGGCUAUGGAUCAUUUUAAUGCUCCUGGGAGUGAUGAUUUCUGUUUUCUCCUAUCAACUCGGGCAGGUGGCCUUGGGAUUAAUCUUGCUACAGCAGAUACUGUUAUUAUAUUUGAUUCUGACUGGAAUCCACAAAAUGACUUGCAGGCAAUGAGUAGAGCUCAUCGAAUUGGGCAACAAGAGGUUGUCAAUAUUUAUAGAUUUGUUACAAGCAAAAGUGUCGUGAGGAAGACAUCUUGGAGCGUGCCAAGAGAAAGAUGGUUCUUGACCAUCUGGUAAUCCAAAAACUGAAUGCGGAGGG